CCCAAAACCUGAAUCCAAACAGUUUCAGCUUCAGAUACCUUCCCCCAAACAAAUCCUUCUCCAUUCUUCUCUUCUUCCCUCUCUGUCUCUCCCUUUCCCGCCAUGAAAUGGGACAUGGAAAUCGAGGAAAUCGAGGUUAUCCUCGAGAAGAUUUGGGACCUUCACGAUAAGCUCAGUGAAGCUAUUCACUCGAUUACCCGAGACCACUUCCUCACCUCCACCCAAAAUCUCAGGAAAUCCGACACCAAGGAUUCCAAGUCCCCCAGUGACCGACCCACUCACAACCCUGCUGGCCCCUCCCCUUUCGUCAGGGACUUCCGGAUCCACGUCGAUGAUUCAGCUAUCCAGGAGGCCAGAAGUCUAAACGCCAUUCGAACUGCGCUUGAGAAUCUCGAAGAUCAGCUUGAAUUUUUCCAUACCGUGCAAGUGCAACAACAGGUUGAUAGAGAUGCUGCUAUUGCACGACUAGAGCAAAGUAGGAUUGUUCUUGCAAUGAGAUUGGCCGAACAUCAUGGCAAGAACUAUAAAGUCAUCAGUGAAGCCUUAGCGUUUGUUGGAGAUGUACGUUAUCCUGCUAACUAUGCUUCGCAUGGGAAACAAGAUGCUCCACCAUUUACCCCAAAUUGUGAGAAGCUUGCAUUGAACAGUUCAAAGAGGUCUAAUAUUGUUGUCAAGAUGCUAUUCUCAACUCUCGACAUUGCGAGAAAAUCCCUCAAAAUGGAUAAUGUGGGCGGGAUACUUGGCAAUGCUGCCCUGGUUGCAAUCAGCAUGCUUGCAUUUCUGCAUAUGCACCAUAUAGCAUACAAGGAGCCAUCACCUGAGAAAGACGAUAUUCCCUUCAACAGAAAUCUUCAGAGAACAUCUCGGCUCGAAGGAUCUUCCCCGAAUGAAGAUUUCCGCAACUUCGACGUGUUAUCAGCUAGGGGUUAGUGUGAAUAUAUUAAACUUUUCAAGCUUUGAUGCAUCUCUUAUCUGCUUCACUAAAUGUCAGCUGCUUAUCCUGUGGAAUGAGUCAAAUAUGAUCAUGUCUGUUGUAUGAAAAUUAUUUGAUUUAGUUGUUAGAAGUUUCAUCACCAUU
Molecule: messenger RNA, 1078 nt
Organism: Cucurbita maxima (winter squash)
Lineage: Eukaryota; Viridiplantae; Streptophyta; Magnoliopsida; Cucurbitales; Cucurbitaceae
Product: plastid division protein PDV1-like
Exons: 2
Coding region: 103-930 (275 amino acids)
Biological process (GO): chloroplast fission
Source: RefSeq, a predicted model, not a curated record